This is a messenger RNA of Leptidea sinapis, 2374 nucleotides long. RefSeq lists its product as uncharacterized. The coding region runs from base 23 to 2215 and encodes 730 amino acids. The record is from RefSeq and is a predicted model, not a curated record. The transcript has a single exon. Lineage: Eukaryota; Metazoa; Arthropoda; Insecta; Lepidoptera; Pieridae.
UAUUUAUAUUUACUACUAAAUCAUGCCCAAACUCAGUGAUAAUUAUUAUGAAAGAAAAUGCUACUUAGCAAGAAACGAUGUACCAACGCAAAGCAUAAUGAAAAAGAAAAUGUCUCCAGCCUUAGCCAAUGUCUAUUUCAAAUCAAUGACUCCAAAGCUAAAGGAAUUAGCUGGCUUAGCGCCACCAUUGAAAGGCGGUGGAAGCGAUUGGUAUGUACCACCUGAUGAAAUCCUCAAGGAAAGAGCUGUUAUGAAGCCUAUCAAAAAAGAAUAUCUCGCCCAAUUACGCUUUACUGGGAUUGAUCAUUACGGAGAGAAACUAGUCCAACAGCAUCGUAGGGCAAUGGAGGAGGAAAAGCGCAGAUUAUUAGAAAUGAAUGAUGUAAAAUGGAAAAGUAAUAUAGAUAUUGCUUGUGGACAAAAGUGGUAUGCAACCGCAAAACAAGCCGCUCUUAAUAAUACCAGUAAAAUACGACAAGCUUUUCAGGAAUUUCAAGCAUUGUAUUCCACGUCCAUGAAUCAAAUAGAAACGCUAUUGUUGGAUGGUGCGAUCAAAAAAAUUGAAAGAGCGAACGAAGCAACGUACGACAAAAUGAAAUCAAAAUUUGAAAAGUUAGUAAAACGGCAGGCUACCACUAAAUAUGAUCAGUAUACAAAUAUAUUAAAUAAGGAGAAGACAAGACUAAAAAAGCAGUUUAUCAGGGAUAUAGAAAAAACACAGAGUGAUACCGUUAAGGAAUUACACGACAUUAAUGUUGAAAAGCAUACUGCUGCAGAGAAGAUGCGCCUCUUUCUCGAAUGUCAAAAUUUGGCUUGUCAAGCUUACGUCGCCAUAAAAGAAAGACAAGAAUGCAAAAAAGAACUCGAUAAAUCAGAAUAUGAACAUAAAAAGAUAAUUACAAAGCUUGAAGACAAGAUUGCUUUGCAAGACUUUGAAAUCAAGCUUUGUAGAGAAAAAGAGAAAAAACGCCAUGAAUUUAAAAUGGUUUGGCGCAAAAAGGUAUGCCACGUCGUUAAAUAUCUUCAGGAAUUUAUUGAAUACUCUCUAAAUACAUUGCCGGAGCACGCUGAAUUCUUUAUAAAUAUUGAAAAAUUGAUGUUGUUGCAACUAGGUGAAGCUAUGGAUUUUCCAAGUGUGGAAAGCAUAUUCGUGCCAGAGGAGAUGUUGGAUCAAGAUCCAGUAGCACGACCACACCCAUUUUACGUUUUUUGUGAUAAAGGUUUUAAACCUAAGCUAGAUCAAGACCUCUGUCCGAAGCAUUGCACAUCAAGUGCUUCGCAGUUACCUGUUGUUGUAGUGAACCAAAAAUUUAUUUACACUGCAUGUGAUAACCUUGAACUAUUCAUAGAUAAAAUAAAGAAAUUUAUAGAAGGUAAACGCGGGAAGGAAGAUGAUUUUGUAGAUCACCAUGACUAUACUCAUGACAUACAAGUUGAAUAUUCACAAUCACAACAACUAGAUGAGUUGAAAUUAGAAAGUUCAAUCAUGCAAAUUCUACAGAAUGAAUUUCCGAAUUCCAGGGAGUUCCCGUUAGAAUGUUGUUUUUGCAAAAUUCCUUAUUGUUUAUGCAGCCCUUUGCAUGCCUCUGAAAUUUUGUCCGUACGGAAAUUUCCCAGUGAAGACUUGCCACAACAGAUUGUAAGAAUAUCUUCAGGUGAAAAAAUAACAAAGAAAGAGGAGCUAGGACACGACCGUGAACCGAAAUUGGACGGCUAUCUUAAAUAUGUGGAACCACAAAGCUGCAAAUGUGGGAAAAGAGCAAAGAAACAUCUAGAAGAGCAUCUUCCAGCCUAUAUGAGAAAAAUGUCACCAUACGAACCCGUUAGUUUCCCAAAUUACGAAACAUGUUCUGUUGAAACCUUAAAGGAACUCGUCAAAACUGCACGAGGAUAUAAGCCUUCAGUACCUAUACAAGUAACAGAGUCUAAAACAAAAGAUGUGAGCACGCAAUAUUCAGAUAGUGCAUUUGAUAAUCUUUGCACCUGUUUUUCCGAUGAAGAAGUCGAAAAAUUGUUUAAAACACUAAAUAAAGGAGUUUAUUUAAAUGCAAAAACAACAAAUACACUUAAUAUAGUUGAUGGCUCUCUAUCUCCCACAUAUUUACAAAUACGACCCAGUUCCUUUGCAGUACGAGAAGCCUACUCUUUAAAACAUUUACUCGAUAAAUCGCCUGAAUUGCAGGAUUUGUUCAUGGAAACUGACUGUCCAAUUUAGUAUUAUUUUUGUUUGUUGAAAAUUUGAUAUAUUAUUUAGAUAAUAUACAGCAUUAGAUCGAUAGAACAUUUUACUUUUGUUAUGUUCCUUUUUAUAUGUUUCAUUAGCAAUAUAUGAUUUUUUUAUAUAAUAAAUUUAUUCCAUUUCCAUUCUAAAUAA